UACAUGCUUACGAUUAAUACACGCCAGGCAUGAAUACAAACUUCAGCUGAAAAUCUGAUUAAUGUUCCCAUACAGCUGAUUUAACGUGUGCUGUGCCCUAAUGAGAGCAUUCAGUGCUCUACUCAAAGAACAAACAUGUACAAAGCGUGGUGGUUGAGAUGAUAACGGUCAGCUAUAUUACGGCCUUGCCCACGUCCCGCCAGAUACAGCACCCAACUAAGCUAAACUAAACCAAACCAGUUCCACUGUUGGAUCUAUUAGAGACUUUCCGGUCGGAUAUUACAGUUAUUUUCGUGGCGAAAAUGACAGUGACCUUUGAAGAAACUGGCGCCGGUUGGACAUAUGGCGGCGAGAGGAUCGUCCUUGCCCUCGUCAGUAUCGUGACAGGAUGGUUGUUCCUGCAGCGUUUACUGCGCUCCUCCUAUCGCCUACCUCCGGGACCGUGGAGUGUGCCCGUGCUGGGCUGUAUGCUGUGGAUUGACCACAAAGCGCCCUUUCGCACCUUCUCACAGUGGGCCGAUAAGUACGGGCGUUUCUUCUACGCCCGUCUGGGCAAAAAUCCGGUGUUGGUCAUCAAUGACGCUACCCUAGUGCGAGAAAUAUUUUUCAGCGAUGCCUUCCAGAAACGGCCACAUAUGCCUAGCACCACGCAGCGCCUGAAGGAAACGAACGGCCUGCAUUGCGGUUUGAUUUUCGAUGACGGAGAUUCAUGGAAAGAACACCGGCGCUUCGUACUGCGCACCCUGAAGGACUUUGGCAUGGGUGGGCGGAGCAUCGAGGAGAAGGUAGCGGAAGAGGCGGGAUAUCUACUGGAGCUUCUCCGGGGCACACGGGAGGCGCCCUUCGACAACAAGGUCUUUAUCAGCACCGCCGUGGCCAAUGUCGUCUCCAACGUGGUGGCUAACCAGCGCUACGACGUCAACAACCCUGAAUUUGUGCACCUUCUGAAGGGCAUCGCCCAUCUUUUCCGUUCCAGUUUCACCAAAACCCUCUUAGGUGCCUAUACAGCCCUGAAGGCCAUCCCACCUUUUGACGCCGUUUGGCAGAGCAACCAGUCGGCCAAAGAUACCAUGGCAGCCUUCUUCGGCCGGCAGGUGCAGGAGCACCUGGGCGCUUGGAGGGAGCAUGGCGAGAGCGAUCUCAUCGACGCAUAUAUCACGGCACUGCGGCGGGGGGAAUUUGGGACCUUUGCAGAGCGCCAGCUACUAUAUUUGGUGGAGGAUCUCAUGUUGGCUGGGUACGAGACCACUACCAUCACGUUGCGCUGGGCGUUUCUUCUAAUGUGCGCGUACCCGGAGGUCCAGGAUCGGGUGCAAAAAGAGCUGGAUAGCUGCGUUCCCGCCGGUUCCGGUGCACGCCCUUCCGAGCAGCUCUCCCUGCCCUUCACGGAGGCCGUCUUGGCGGAGGUACACCGCUACGCCAGCAUCGUUCCCUGGGGAGUCGCGCACGUGGUCUCCGCCGACAGCCAGUUGGAGGGUUAUGACGUGCCACGUGGCACCUGGAUCUUGCCCAACCUCUACCAUAUCCAUCACGAUCCCGCACUCUGGGAAGAGCCGCACCAGUUCCGGCCGGAGCGCUUCCUGACAGCGGAUGGCCAGCUGCAGCGGCUACCAGACUACUGGAUGCCCUUUGCGGUCGGCAAACGACGAUGUCCGGGAGAGAGCCUGGCUCAGGUGGAGUUUCUAAUGUUCUUCACGGCGGUAUUGCGGAAUUUUCGUCUGCAGCUGCCGGGCGGGCCGCAGUCUGCGGAUCUGCGCCCGGUGCCAGGCGCCACGUCCGAAACGGUUUUGUAUUCGUUAGUGGCCAUUCCGCGCUCGUGAUGGCGUGCCUUGUCAGACCUGCUUAAAGCUGCUUGCUUUUAAUACAAGUUAUACUUGCACGUAUGUUACAAUUUCAGUAAUACCACCGACCGCCGUUAUGCCUAUAAUUUUUAAAAUCAUGGACUUACGACGUGUGAAAUCAUUUUGACGGUUUUUCCAAUUAGCUUAAACACUACUCUAGGUAACGCACGCAUAGCCGGCUGUGAGUUGGCUUUUAUACCGGUUACUGCAUUUGAUCUCACGGUUUCAUCAUGGUCGUCUGGCCCUCUUGCUAACAAGUAACUACAUUUUUUAAUGUUUUAUUUUGAAUCACUCUAUUUACUCAGUGCCCAUCAGCGCAGGCAUAAUUAUGUGAUGUGUAUAAUUGUAGACUUGUAGUCGCUAUUGUUGAAUAAAAAGAAAAACGUCG
Messenger RNA from Paramacrobiotus metropolitanus, 2229 nucleotides. Its product is annotated as cytochrome P450 2B4-like. Gene Ontology annotation, biological process: xenobiotic metabolic process. The transcript has 3 exons. Gene Ontology annotation, cellular component: cytoplasm; intracellular membrane-bounded organelle. Bases 303 to 1820 code for a protein of 505 amino acids. Gene Ontology annotation, molecular function: heme binding; iron ion binding; oxidoreductase activity, acting on paired donors, with incorporation or reduction of molecular oxygen, reduced flavin or flavoprotein as one donor, and incorporation of one atom of oxygen. The record is from RefSeq and is a predicted model, not a curated record. NCBI's taxonomy places the organism in Eukaryota, Metazoa, Tardigrada, Eutardigrada, Parachela, Macrobiotidae.